AGAUGAAGGGUGUGUUGGCUGUGCUGAGUGUGGUGGUGGGGGUGUCUCAGUGUCAGCUCCCUUACGGUAGCUACGGAGGAGGCGGCGGCUUCCCACAGAGGCACAAUAACUUCCCUGGAAGACCCGGUAUUUUCCCCGGGAGACCUGGUGGCGGCGGCGUCGGCGGCGGCGGACCGAUAAAGUUCCCCAGCUCUGUUGCCGGGUCUGUACAUGGGAAGCCGGGAGGGGUUGGUGGAUUUGGCAAUGCAGGAGGGAUCGGUGGUGCUGGAAUAAUUGGUGGAUUUGGAGGUGCUGUUGGCGGAGGCCAGGUCCUGGAACGGCCUCUCUCAACUCAGUUCUGUCCUGCAUACAUCAGUCCCCUGGUUCACGUAUCUGUGAGUGGAAGCAACUAUCAUUUCUCCUGGUGCGCUGACGGGGGGCAGAAGUACGUGUGGGAGCAGGCCAAAAAUUACUGUAAGAAACUGGGUCCUGGGUGGAGUAGUGUGAGCAUAGAGACCCCGACUGAGAACCAGUUCAUCUCUUCCAUCAUUGACAAGCACGGUCUACCAUACAUCUGGACGAGCGGGAACCGUCUGGGCGGCGGUCCCAAAGGCUGGAAGUGGGCCACAGGUCAGCCCCUCACCUACAACAACUGGGCUCUCACCGGAUUCACUCCCGGCAAGCCUCAGCCGGACAACCAGGAAGACAACAAUGAACAAUGCCUCUCAGUGCUCAACCGGUUCUACCCCAACGACGGCAUCACCUGGCACGACGUGGGUUGCCACCAUGUCAAGCCUACCAUCUGCGAGUAUACCAAUGUCCAAAGCUAUGUUGGAUAGACCUGUCGAGCGGUAUAACUUAUUUGAUUGACAAAUUCCCUAUAAUUUAGCGAUCUGUCCAUUAAGAAUUAAAAUUUUCCGACUAGUGUUUAUUCACUUAAAUGCAGAUCACUGACACUAGCAGUUAAGGUGUAAUGUUUUACCAUGGAAGUAUUUAUGUUGUAGCAAUUAUGAUCAAAUUUUACUUCCAAUACACUUCCACACUAAUUACCACGUGAGUGCCUCAAGUUACAAAGAAAAUUAACGUUCAAGUUAGCUUAAAAUUGUAUGUAACCCUUCAAAACAGAAAACGGACAUUCCUUCAAAUGCCGUUCUCUCUCAUUGAUGCUGUAUACAUAUAGAAAACGUUAUGAUGGGAUAUGAUACUGUUCGAUGCUAGAAAAAGAUAAGCAGCCAGUUUUUUCAGAAAUAUAUAGCUAGUAGGGAUAGAUUGUACAGAAUAUGCAUUGUUGUAAAAACAAAAAAAAGUCAAUGUUUUUGUACUAUUUUAAAUAUAUAUGGCAGCCUAGCUACAAUCGUUAUCCAUCGUGUCCUACAGGUAAACAGGCCAUCCUUGCCCUAACAUACUCAAUAUUAGUCCUAAUUUAGUACACAGCUGUGCAAAAUUUGUUUUUGUUUGUUGCCUUCUAGCUCAGGCCUCUAUAAAUGGAAUGGUGCAAAACACGGGUUAUUUUUUGUAAAUACAGCAGUCCAUAUUUUGAACAUUUCACUCAUAAGUUUAAAACUGUUGUGGGCCUAUUUUUCAACCACUAGUACUAUAAAAAAAAACUAUUAUAUACUUUAAGCUGUGCAACUAGCUUAUUAAAGAUUUUUACUUACUCAGCUAAGUAAAUUUUUGGGGUUCAGUUCCUGUACGCAAUAUGUGCCUCAGUAACCUUUCCUACUCCUGCCCACGAGAUGAGUAUGGGGCCCACGACUCCCACGAGAUGAGUAUGGGGCCCACGACUCCCACGAGAAGGGUAUGGGGCCCACGACUCCCACGAGAAGGGUAUGGGGCCCACCACUCCCACAGGAUGGUUAUAGGGACAACGAACGCCGAUAUAAGUCUGAAUAUUAUUAAGACAUUUCGAAAAGCUUUCAGGAUUGUGAUACAGGAUCGAAAAGUGGCAUUAUCUCUCUCUCUGUCUCUGUUUAUUUAACUCCUAACUACUUAGUGUGAAAGUUAAUUGUAAUAAAAUUUAUUCUUCA
Messenger RNA from Procambarus clarkii (red swamp crayfish), 2006 nucleotides. Its product is annotated as pulmonary surfactant-associated protein D. NCBI's taxonomy places the organism in Eukaryota, Metazoa, Arthropoda, Malacostraca, Decapoda, Cambaridae. The record is from RefSeq and is a predicted model, not a curated record.